Molecule: messenger RNA, 1371 nt
Organism: Anolis sagrei ordinatus
Lineage: Eukaryota; Metazoa; Chordata; Lepidosauria; Squamata; Anolidae
Gene: FAM81B
Product: family with sequence similarity 81 member B
Source: RefSeq, a predicted model, not a curated record
GCCCUUUCAAGAACCAUCGAGAUGGAAUGGUGACCUCACGGCAUUACCUUGGAAACCAUGAUGCAAGUUCUAAGCAUCUUUCAAACUUGGAUAACAGCCUGAGACCUUGAGUUCAAAACUGUGCCUAUCCUGAUGCGUGGCCAAAACGAUAUCUUCUUGGCUUGAGGUAAUACUUAUGAAAAAAGAUGUCAGCAGAGAAUACAGAGCUGGUUAAACAACUUGACAGGAUUCCCAGUCAGCCUUUCCUGCCUGCAAUUCCAAAUGUUUCUGGAAGCAGAGUGGAUGCCCUCGAAGACCGGCUGUCCAACCAGGAGAGGACUACCACCGUUCUUCUGGAUCAGGCCUUCCGAAUCAAGGACGGCAUUGUUUCUUACCUUCAGGGAAAUAAAGGCUUUCAGCAGGGAGAGUCAACAGCACGACAACUACUGGAGAACCACAUACAGACUAUCACAAGCAUAGUGAAAAAGCUGAGCCAUGAUAUAGAGGUACUGGAGAGGCAAAUAAAAGCUAGAGAUGACAUGUCGUCAGGAACUAAUUUUGCUAUGCAGAGCCUGGACCAUAAACACUUGCAGGGAGUUGGGGAUCUUCGCGGGAGAGUGGCAAGAUGUGAUGCCAGUAUUGCAAAACUCUCUGGGGAUAUAAAUAUUAUGAGGCUCGAGAUUUCAAAACUAGAGAGAGAAAUUCAAAGUAUCCAGUCCUCCUUGGAAAAUUACUCUAAUAAUGUAGAGAUCAAGGUAAUGCAGCUUUCAGGCAAGAUAGAAGCGUCCAACUCAGAGCUAAGCUCCAAUUUAAAGACAAUACAAGGGAAUCAGCACCAUGAACUGCAUCUCCUAGAUCUUAAGAUCAAUGGUGUUCUAAAUGACUUUAAGGAUCAAAUCCAAAACCAGCAGAAGUGGAUAGAACAUGAGAUGAGGAGAUAUGAACAAGAACAAUCCCACCUCACAAACCAGCUCUUUGGCACAAUGAAAGAUAGACUGGAAGCAGUGGAGAAGAAAAUGGAAGACAGUCUUUAUUUCACCUCAAAAAGGAUAGAAAGUACAGAUAAAACAGAGCACUUUUACACAGAGAUGAGCCAUGUAAAAAAUGAUAAUAAUAAACUCCUUGCAAGGAUUACUAGAUUUGAAAAAAUGAUGUGGAAAGAACUGGAAGAAAUGCAGAGUGAAUAUCGAUCAGGGUUUCAGUCUAUCCGUGAUUCUCUCAACGCAUUAAAGCAAAUACAGUCAACGAAGCUGAAACUUGAGGAAGAAAAGUUCAAGCAAGACAUGAAGAAGAUUCGACGAAAGAUAACUGAACUAAAAGAAGAUUGAUGGCAUUUUCUUAAGCAUCCAAAGUAAUGCCUUUCUGUGGGCACAUUUAGGAAAUUGAAAAACA